Messenger RNA from Alternaria triticimaculans, 2010 nucleotides. RefSeq lists its product as uncharacterized. The transcript has 4 exons. NCBI's taxonomy places the organism in Eukaryota, Fungi, Ascomycota, Dothideomycetes, Pleosporales, Pleosporaceae. The coding region runs from base 1 to 2010 and encodes 669 amino acids. Gene Ontology annotation, molecular function: RNA binding; 5'-3' DNA helicase activity; ATP hydrolysis activity. The record is from RefSeq and is a predicted model, not a curated record.
AUGCCGAACCCUACAGAUAUUCCGUCAUUCGCCGCCUCGCAGCUCACACUGCUCGAUGCCGAGCUUCAAGCCGAGCUCUCCGAAACAAACGCGCUUCUCUCGUCACACACGCCUACCGCCCUCUCACGCGCCGGUCUCGCGAUCCUGAACCUUAACAUAUCUUCUAUACGGACAGGGCUGGGCGGCAAGACCGUGGUCGAGCUAGGACUGGAUUCGGCAGUUGUCGCUAAAGGCGAGAAGCCGGACAUCCCAGAACACGGCAUACGUGUGGGCGAUAUAGUCGCGGUUCAAGACCAGCCCAGCGGGAGCGCGAAGAAGACGGAUAAGAAAGAGCUCGAGAAGAAAGGCGCCUCGGGCGUAGUUCUCAGGGUACGUAGGGAGAAUGUGGAAAUUGUACUGGACAAAGAGGACGCAGAUGUGCCUACUGGCGGCAAGCUAUGGAUAGUCAAAUUGGCGAACGACGUCACCUACAAGAGGAUGAACCAAACGAUGAACAGGCUGCAGAAGCUCGGAGACCAAGAGUACACUCCCUUCAUGCGCGUACUCUUUGGACAGGCAUCGCCUACGCCCCUACCCUCGGACCUGAAUGAUCCAUCAAAUCCCCUCCAUAAGCUUGAGUGGAACGAUCCAUCUCUCAAUGACAGCCAGCAAGAAGCCAUCAGAUUCGCGCUAGCGUCCCAAGAGGUCGCGCUGAUCCAUGGCCCUCCAGGCACAGGCAAGACGCACACCCUGAUUGAGCUUAUCCUCCAAUUGCUCAAGCAGAAGCUUCGCUUGCUGGUAUGCGGUCCAUCGAACAUAUCCGUAGAUAACAUUGUCGAGCGUCUAGCAUCUCACAAGGUACCCAUGGUGCGCCUCGGGCACCCAGCACGCCUCUUACCAUCCGUCUUGAAUCAUUCUCUCGACGUUCUCACACGAACUUCAGAAGCAGCCGCGUUAGUCCAGGACGUUCGCAAAGAAAUGGAUGACAAACAGUCUUCUAUCCGCAAAACACGCAACGCCAAAGAGCGCCGUCAGAUCUACACCGAGCUGAAGGAGCUCCGACAAGAGUACAGAGAGCGAGAAAAGGGAUGUGUAAACAAUCUAGUAACUGGCAGCAAGGUCGUCCUUGCGACGCUGCAUGGCGCGGGUGGCUUCCAUCUAAAAGGUCAGGAGUUCGACGUCGUCAUCGUAGAUGAGGCCAGUCAGGCUUUGGAGGCUCAAUGCUGGGUGCCUUUACUGUGGGUCAAGGCAAGUAAGCUGGUGUUGGCCGGCGACCACCUCCAAUUACCACCCACUAUCAAGUCUCUCAACUCGAAACAAACGAAAGCGGCCAAGAAGGAAGCCAGCAAGAGUAAGGAUAGCGCAGAGAAUCCCGUUGGCAAGCUGAUUACCGGCAUGACGCUCGAAACAACUCUUUUCGACAGGCUAUUUUCUCUACAUGGACCGUCGAUCAAGCGGAUGCUAACGACGCAAUAUCGCAUGCAUGAGAAGAUAAUGCGAUUUCCAUCGGACGAACUAUAUGAUUCAAAACUUAUCGCAGCAGACUUCGUCAAGGACCGUCUACUGAAGGACUUGAAGUACGACGUGGAAGAAACUGAAGAUACACAAGAGCCGCUCGUCUUCUGGGACACUCAGGGCGGUGACUUUCCCGAGAAGAUUGAAGACGAGGGUGUGAUAGGCAAGGGCGGGAAAGGCAUGAGCCUUGGCGAUAGCAAAUCGAAUGAAGCAGAAGCCGCGUUGGUGAAGAUGCAUGUCGCGAAUCUGAUCAAAGCCGGCGUUAAAGCGGAAGACAUCGCGGUGGUUACGCCAUACAAUGCACAGCUCGCAUUGCUUGCUGGAAUGCUCAAAGAGGCGUAUCCUGGUAUCGAACUAGGAUCCGUGGAUGGCUUCCAAGGCCGCGAGAAGGAAGCCGUCAUUGUCAGCACAGUACGGAGCAAUCCAGAGCAUGAGGUGGGCUUCUUGGGCGAGAAGAGACGGCUCAACGGUACGUCAGCUCCUACUCUGCCGACUCGCCGCAAUAUCUACGCAUGA